Molecule: messenger RNA, 8869 nt
Organism: Ornithodoros turicata
Lineage: Eukaryota; Metazoa; Arthropoda; Arachnida; Ixodida; Argasidae
Exons: 20
Coding region: 1-6033 (2010 amino acids)
Source: RefSeq, a predicted model, not a curated record
AUGCUGACGCUCUGCGCACAGCCCAAGGCCUGCGCUGCUCAAAACUGUUUCGGAGGAAUCGAAACCUUCGAGAAAACGACGGGGUUUGCCUUCAGUUCGAGCGUCAGCGGCCAGACGUUACUUCAGCAACCCGACCAAGCUCUCACGAGAGACUGCAUCAACUUGUGCAAGCAACAGUCUCAGUGUCUCACUUUCUCCCUCAACUAUGUCGGCUAUCGAUGUGCCUCAUUCAACCUCAACUCUGUUGGACGGAGGGAACUUCUUGUCACUUCACCGAGCACGAACUUCUUCGAGAAAAUCUGCUUCAGAGGAGUGCAAAAGACAACAUUUGAUGCACUGUGUGGUGAUCGGCUGUGGGCAUUCGAAAGAGUCAAAGAAGGACAUCUGGAAGGUUUUGUAGACAAAGAAGAGCACAACGUGAAAGACAAGGAAGAGUGCGCUAAAAUGUGUCUCCUGGAAGAAGGCUUCCCAUGCCGAUCUGCCGAUUAUGACGAGAUUACCAAGAUUUGUCGAAUGAGUCGAGAAGACAGGAGGUCUCAGCCUCAGGCCUUCAGGCAGGUCCCAGGAAACAGCAGGGACUACCUAGAAAACCAAUGUGCUGCCACGGCGCCGACAUCUUGCCGGUACGAGACGCGAGUUGGCGUCGGCGUGGUGUCCAUGGACCUGCUACAAUUUGCAACGGCCGUUGACGACUGCCAGACUCAGUGUGACCGAGAAACAACCUUCAACUGUCGUGCCUACUCCUACAUGGAGAAUCGGUGCUACCUCAGCGGCGAUGACACCAUCAGUCUGGGACCAAGCGGCCUUCCAGCCGUAACCAAUGCAGCAUACGGCGAGAAAAAAUGUAUCACAGAGCAAUGCACGCUAGGAGUUUUCACGUACGAGAAGAUGACAGGGUUCGUGAUGCGUUCAGCUGCACGAACCGCCAUUCCGCUCUCUAGUCCCGGAGCCCUGGGGAACACACUGGAAUGUCGCCAGUUCUGCCAAAUGGCUGGCCUAGAUUGUCCGGCCUUCAGCGUCAACUAUCAGAACAUGCGCUGUGACAAACUCGAUCGGAACUCCCAGGGACGAACUCAGGAACUGACACCCAGAGCAGGCGAGAACUACUUCGAAAAGAUAUGUCUCCGAGGAAACUUCGCCACGGCGUGUCAAGGCAAAGCAUGGGCUUACGAGCGAGUACUGGGCAUGGAGCUAGUCCCCACGUUGUACGACAAGUCCUUCGCGCAUGUGCAAAGCAGAAGGGACUGCGAAGAAUUCUGUCUCAACGAACAGAGCUUCAAUUGCCGCUCGGCCGUGUACUUCGACGACACUGCUGAAUGUCGUCUCAGUAGACACGACCGUCGUACCCAGCCUGAUGGGGUCAUCAAGAGCUCUAACCCUCGUAUUAAUUACCUCGAGAACCAGUGCCUUGAAGUGUCGCCAACGUGUCCGUACGAGAAAACCGCGGACGCGUAUCCCGUUUACACGGACGUCGUCCAGAUGACAGGCAUAGUGUCUGAACAGUCCUGCGACUCCUUCUGCACUACAUACCCGAACUUCAACUGCCGUUCCUUCGCUUACUAUCCCAGCAACGGACAGUGCUUCAUCAGUGGGGAGGACCGCAUCAGCGCAGGUCCCGGUAACACAAACUCCCGCCCUGGUAUACUGUUCUACGAGCGCUCCUGCAAAGAUGGCGCCGGAACAACGGACGGUACGACCUCUGGCGGGACCGCAUCGACAGGGCAGACACCUGGUAGCUUGCCGCCGACGUUUCCCACUGCUCAGACGGCCCAGACACCGACCCUGUUCCCGCCAACAGCUCGACAGUGCAGCGCCGGCGACAAGCUGACAUUCGCCCGCGUGUCUGGCUUCGAAUCGCCCACACGACCAGGACCUGUCCUGCUGACAGCCCCAGCGGACGGCAUGACGAAAGAAUGUGUCCUGCGCUGCGAACAACGUGACGACUGCCGUUCAUUCACCAUCGACUAUCGGCGCCACGAAUGCUACAUCGCCGGCUACUAUGGAGGUCCCGUACCUGCUCAUCUGAGGCCCAGCCCUGGAAAGAGUUACUUCGAAGGAAUCUGCGUGCCUGGUAAAUAUGGGUGCGGCGCAUGUCGUAAGCUGUGGACGAUUGAAAGGAUGGUGGACCAGGAGCUACGAGGCGUCAGUCCCCGUGACGUCAGCAGGUUCAUCACGCUGCACGACUGCGAACGGCGCUGCAUCGAAGAACUGCGGUUCCCUUGCGCAGCGGCCAGCUUUGACAUGAACCUGCAAGAGUGCAGACUCUACUCGGAAGACCGUAACUCGAGGUUCGCUCGGCUCAUUUAUGGGCGAGGUGUCUAUUACCUGGAGAACCAAUGCACCGUCAACACCGGCCCGUGCCUCUACGCCCCGAUUCAGCGAGAUGUUUACAUGACACACAUUACACGUGUGGUCCACGGCGUCAGCUCCACGUUCCAGUGCGAGAUGGAAUGCAACCGGGAACCAGACUUCAACUGUCGAUCUUACACGUACAUCGAGCACGGCACACUUGGACCACCUCAAUGCCUCCUGUCCGCGGACAGUCGACAGAGUGUGGCUCCCGUUGUCCUGGAAUUUCGCAGCAGGGCUCUCUAUGGAGAGAAGGACUGCCACUUGGGGGACGACGGAAGGGCUAACGGGAUAUCGGCCACCCGUCCACCACCACCACCGCCACAGUUGCAACCUUUCCCGACGUUCCAGCCGGGUCCAGCACCAGGGCCUGGUCCAUUUCCCCCACCGGUACCCACGGGAGGACCACAACCAGGUCCUCCGGCCCCGCCGCUGCCACCGUACCCGCCGCCGUUUUGCCGCUUCGAUCAGUACACUUAUGAGAAGACACUUGGACAUGACUUGAGAUAUGUGCCUCGAGAGCGGGUUCCAACACGGGCUAACGUCGGCGUUGUUCAAGACGCAUACACGGAGUGCCAACGUCUGGGCGAUCGUUGCAGGGCGUUCACCGUAGAAUAUGGAAACUUCCAGACGGCAUCUUGGCUUUCAACGGCAGCAGAGGACAACAGACAGCUGCUCACCGCCAACCCCGUGACAGCGUACUUCGAAAAGAUCUGCCUUCACGAACGGACAUGUGGCAAGAUGUGGGUCUUCGAGAGAACCCUAAACCACGAGAUGCGAGGAGCUCCAGACCGCGAGAUCCCGGCCACCCGGCGCCGCGGCGAGUGCCAAGACCUGUGUCUUCGAGAGCGAAGCUUCGUCUGCAGGGCGGCUACCUACCAGUCCUCCCGCCACUUAUGUCGCCUGUUUUCGGAAAAUCGUCGGACCAAUCCGGCUGCCUUUGCUCGCACUGCGGAAGAAGUGGACUAUAUGGAGAAUCUGUGCGCCCCUGAAGCCUCGACGUGCCAGUACCGCGAAAGUGGAGACCGUUUUCUUCCCAUCAUCGACCGAUUGAGCCACGCUUUCAACCUGGCUGAGUGUCAACGUCAAUGCGACCUGGAAAGGAGAUUCAGCUGUCGAGCCGUCAAUUUCGAGACAAUCCACAAGGAUUGCGCCCUGAGCAGUGAAGACACUCAAAGCACCCCUCUGGGCACGGCGGCCAUGGUGUUCAGGAGGUUCUCAAUCUACAGCGAGAAAGGAACAUGCGAACAAGUGAGCGUGCAGUGCAACCAGCAAGACAUGCUGCUAUCUAUGAACUUCGACACCCCUUUCCACGGAAGAGUUUACGCUAAGGGAAACCCUGGACAAUGCUACGUCGUCGGAAAUGGACAGAACAACCUGCAGUUCGCUGUCUCUCUGGGCACACGCUGCGGCACGCUACAAGAAGGCGAUGGAAGGUACGCCAACGAGGUUGUAGUGCAGCAACACCCGAUCAUCAUGACAGACACAGACCGAAACAUUCGCGUCGUCUGCUCUUUCGAUGCUGGGGACCGAACAGUCACAUUGGCAUCGACGUUCGCGAGGAAUGGCGCCCACAGCGGCCUCGAUGUCACGACCAGAGGACAGCCAACAAUAACGUCUGUCGUGACCAACACAGCGCCGCCACCUAACGUCGUCAUGCGAAUACUAGAUCCAACUGGUCGUGAUGCACGGAUUGUCGGGUUAGGCGACGAACUCACACUUCGUAUUGAGAUUCAAGAGCCAGGAACCGCAUUCGCCAUCUUUGCAAGAAACCUUUACGCAAGAAGUUCCAACGGAGAAUCAUUGUUCCUAAUCGACAGCAACGGGUGUCCCAUCGACCCCAGCAUCUUCCCGGCACUUAGACCAGAUUUCCGUCAACCUGGCUCACUUUUCGCCAACUUCAAAGCAUUCAGAUUCCCUUCGUCGGGCAUGGUUAACUUCGAGGUGCAAAUCAGGUUCUGCCAGGACCGCUGUGACCCUGCUAGAUGCCCAGCCGGUGGAGAGUCAUUCGGCCGCAAACGCCGACAAAUCUACGAUGACCCAGAGGGCGCCACUUUCGCUCACGGCGCCCAUUUCAACGAAACGCGUUCCCCGUUGCACGUCACUGCCCACAGACCAACCGUCAUCAUCAAGCAGUACCCUCCUCCUCAAGCAGGGGCCACUAACCCGCCUAAGGCACCGACGACAACUUCACGCCCAGCUACAACUGCUUCACGUCCAUCAAGCACCGACUCAACAACAUUACAACUUCGAGACACCACGACCGGACCGGCAACCACGGUGGUCGUGACCGUACAAACUGACGGCUCCGUGACCACUGAACCGGUCGCCGAAGAAGUGAAUUCUACGGAGACUGAAGCAGAGACGUUCAGCAAAGUGACAAUGCCCAAUUCUACAGCUGACGAGCCCGUGACAGCGUUCGCCAGCACAGUCACGAGUACGUCGACAACCGGAGAAGAAAACGUGACGACUGAGACGUCCGCGGACCACGCCGCGACGGAACCGCCUAUACUGUUCAGGAAGCAGGAAAUGUAUUCGCCUGAGGAGAAUAAAAACGACACAUCGGGCGAGAAAGCCAUCAUGCGCCACUCCGACGGUCUUCUGGACGAACAGGCGGCAUCGGGUGUACUCAAGAUGGAAGGAAGUGAACGUCCGCCCAACAAGGGAGGGUCGACGUCACUUCCGCCCGACUUGACUUCAUUACCGUACGGAGGUUACGGGAUGGGUUACGGCCGGCAUUAUCCUCAGCCUCCGGAAGAUCUAGUUCAACCAGAGAAAGACGUGUCAGAAAAUCGGGGAUCCUCACGGAAUGGCCGCAUGUUUGGCCAAAGUGAUCGCAGCCCGUUCGGCGGUUACGGCUCUCCCGGACAUCGGGCUUAUCAGCGAUCGGAUCAACCGCAGAACGAUACGAGCGUGGGGCGGACGGGCUACUACAGGAAUGGAGCACCCGAUACUACGCAAGGCACGACAGCGGCUUAUCGCUCUCGAGACGGUCACAUGUCAGGGUACGGCUCUCCUCCCACGAAGAAACAAACCGCUCCUCAUGGGAACAUUCGACAUCUUCCUCCAGACUACAAGCCAGACCCAAGAAAUACGUACUGGUUCGAUAAGAACAACGACACCGCAGAGAAUCAUCAGAAUAAUGCUAUCUGGCGAAAGAUAUCGACGUCUUCUGGAAGUAACAAGAGCGAUGGCAGAGAAGAUCUAAGAUACCCGCCGCCGUCUCUGCAAGAAAUCGUGGCAACAACGGAGCCGCCUUAUCCAGAAGAGGUACCGCUAUCGUUGGCAAUCGUUGUGGGAGAGGAAAACGGAGCUCGCGUUGAUAACGGAUGGAGGGAUCCUGGAAAUUAUCAUCCACCAAGGAGUCGGAAACGAGAACCUACAGUCCCGCCAAGGGCAGAAGAAGACCUGCCCUGCGAUCCGCAGAACACCAUCAUUAUCACGGCUCUCGUAGUAUCCGCGAUACACGUGGGUCUCAUGCUCGGAGGCUUGUUCUGCUUCCGAUGGCAGAGGCGGUCGCUCAAGAGAAGACAACUGAUCUCGGACUUCCAAUUUGCUCCUGCACCUCACUCCGCGGUCACUGUGGCUCAUCAGCACAGGGCUGCGCAGCCACGGCCAAUGGUCUACGGAAAAGCUGAUAUGUCCUUCCGACAAAUGUACGGCGAGUUCGAGACUCCACCAUAACGCUUCGUGGGGUCCUUAUUUUCAGUUCAACCGUUAUGUCCUGGUAGAAGGAGGUCGCGCCACGUGACCUCCUAAGGGAACAAAUAUGCGCUUAAAGGGGUACUCAAGUGCAAAAUUCUCUCGUCGCGGAAUUGGAAGAUGCUGUUACUUUAACAGCAAUAGAAAAGAAACGGGGUUGAUCCGCUGCGUCAUUCAUGAUUUGUGCGAGAAGGAAAUAGCCAGUUUAUACUUUUCCUAUUGUCGAAUCAUCGCGGGAAGUCGUUUGCGGCGACCAAUGGAAGGUUGCCCCGCAUUGUCGCGCCUCUUGAGAAGGAGAGAAGAGGGAAAGCGUUCCUUUUGUGCUGCUGUCAACGUAAAGGAAUCUUUCAUUCGACGAGGAGAAAUUUUUGCAGUUUAGCGAUUUUCAAGAAUCGUCGUAGUGGUUCGAAACAUCAGCUUUUCUUUUUUAUCUUCUGCUGUAUGGGCCGUUAGAACAGCUGGCUUGAACAUUAUCCGCCAUCUUGUUCCCUGUCUCUGGUUGCAUGUCCCAAUUAUAUCAUUAUCAUCGACUGUGGCGUCUUUCGUUAUCGGAUAUUUAGGUGACCACGGGUGUGUUCCGAAGCUUGGCUCGAUGAGAAGGCAUCUGAUUGGUCUGCCAAGUACAUGUCUCGGGGGCGCGAAAUUGGAACAGACUUGCUGCAGGUUUAGCGCUGCGUUCGCCAUCUGUUAGACAACGCAGGAACUACACCCCGUACUCGAUAGAAAGUUGCAACUGGUCAAUUAGCGCUGAGUCAUCAAUACGUAUGACUAGGAUUCCGCGUUUUCGGCGUUUAUUCCUGCGAUGAUUCGUCGGGCGUUUUUGGGCAUUUGUAUGUUUUUGUCAAAUUCGGAAAUUUUCGGCAUUUUAUAACGGUUGUGCCAAAUAUAGGUGCCGAAUAAUCGGCAGCUAUAAUCACCGGACGGAGUUACACAGGGAGGAGCUUUUUCCCUAAAAACCGCUUGAAGUACAGCUAAAUGGUGAAAUUAUGAAAUGAAACAUUCGCAUAUCAAACCGUCAAUCCCUGCUACAGAAAAUACUUCGAAAUCAGGAUUUUCUUUCACAUAGUAGUCAUCAGGAGCUUUCCUCUUGCGUCCCAUUUCGCAGCCGCUUGAGAGACUGCCUUAGGGUUUCGCGCCAACCAAAUAAAAAGACGACUUCUGCCCUAAGCGUGCAGGGUCAUCGCUACUCCUUGACCAAUGAUAGGUACACGCAUGAUUCAUGGAAGGAGAGCAGCUUACUAGGAAGACGUUGGGGAUGCAAAGAAUUUCCUUUCCUUUGUUGAGGGACUCACGCUGUACUUGAACCCCGUUGACCCACUGACAAGUGUUACAGGGGAUGUUUUUUUCCCGGAAACUAGGGGUUAGCGGCCCCGUGGGGCGGAAGAAAAAACACAAUCGGGUACCGGCAUUUUCGGCAUGUAGCACUAUAUGGAAGAGUAGAAUUCAGAGUUUUUCGGAACAUACCCAACUUCGAAAAAAAAAAAAAUAUUCGUCGGGUAUUUAACGGCAUUUUUCGGCAAAUGCCGGAAACGCGGAACCCUCCGUAGGACCUAUACUUAAACGCCCGGAGACUUGCAGACGUGGAAGUCUCGAUGUCGUCGACAGACGUGACAACCUCCAUGGCUACCGUCAACUAGUCUGCAUGCCUAGCCUGCAUCGGUGCAGACUAUAGACGAGGGGCGUCUUAGUAGCAGUGUAUAGGCGAGAAUCGGAACGAGACCCAAAAUGGCAGCGCUUCCGGUUAAACCGCCAAGAAGAGUCCGAGUGCCAGAACACACCCAACAUGAAUAAUCACUAAACCGAAGUCCCCGCUUUCUCUGAGACGACGACUUUGUAGUGAGGCUUCGUCGUUAGUAAUACGGCUCACCUCAAAAUAUUUAUGCCGUGGUCAUUACCCAUCCCGCCGUUCAUCAACCUCAUGCAUCUUUUGCCCAGUUGGCUGCAGCUUGUACAAUGCAACCAUUCUAUUUUUCAUUCUAAUCUUUGUGCAUGUCACAUUGAUGUGGACGCCACGAGCCGGCAGCAGUGCAAUAUAAAUUUACGUUUAUUUAUUUUUUUCUUGUUUAUCGAAUCUGCAUUCACACUCGGUUUGUGAUGCCUGAUGAAUAUGGAUCGCCCUCUGUUACGUGCAAAUUUUAUUGGCGACCGCAUUUCCAAUUCCUAUUAGUAUUUUUUAUUCAAAAGGUAGGUCGCGACACUGGCACCGAGCCACAGUAAGUUUCCCCGCGUGUCACGCAUAAUGCGAACGGUUCGAUGACACUCUCAAAUCCGAAAUUCCAAUGACCCAACUAUCAUUCCGGUGAUAUUGUUUUCCCUCCUGAUUUGUUGAAAAUGGAAGGCGUGCGCCUUUUUGUGACGUUUAUGGGUCAACUAUCACAAAAAUGUGUACAACCCCUUCUUCACAUCAAGCGUGAUACCAAUAUUACCUUUAGCGUGUUAUAUGGAGAAGUCUUGAAGAGUAUGAAAGCAUGCGACGCUACUUUUUUUUAAAUUUGUGUGUGUAGUUGCAACAUUCUGAUGUGCAACAUUCUGUAUCAUUAAAGUCAUUGUAUGGGUCAUUAAAAUGGCGAUCAGUUAAACUACAGUCAUGUUUCCUUUGGCAACUACAAGCACAGAAGAAAACACGAUGUUAGCUUGUGAGCUUGUCGUCGUCCACAAUCAGCAUGAUGAUCCUGACAUAUUUUUGGUGGUUAUCAAGGGCAUUUCUCCGUAGUUCCUUGUGCUCGCUCAUUUUCGGUCGCACUUCUCUAUUCUUAUGCACGUGCACUGUACAGUUUGUGUAUUUAUAUCCGUUUUCAUCUUAAUAAAGAACCUUCAU